AUGUUUUUACCCUCAAAGAAGUUGAGAGAAGGCAAAGUUAGCAGUCCAGAGGUUAUUGCAGGCAUGCUAUUAAGGUCCAGGAGCAAGACUCUUCGCAGCCAAGACGGACGAGGGAGUAGUGGACAGGAACCUAAACACGAAAGUACUCUACAUUGGCCAGCUUUCGAAGGAGAUUCCUUUUACAUCGAUAGUGCGCAUUGUAUGGGCUCACCACCAGCUUGA
Messenger RNA from Dovyalis caffra, 222 nucleotides. Lineage: Eukaryota; Viridiplantae; Streptophyta; Magnoliopsida; Malpighiales; Salicaceae. The record is from the annotation of a GenBank genome assembly.